UAAGAACAAUAAAACUAUAUAGAUUUAUUGUGUGGAACUGAUGUGUGAAAAAAGUUUUUUAAAUAGGCAUUGUCUGAAAUAAAAUGUUAGAAAUGAGCAGUUUCAAACACAGCUUUAAUCUGUAAACUUGAACAUUAGUGUUGCGGCCUGAUAUCUAAAACUACAUUCUCUAAUGUUCACCUGACAUUUUUCAUGCAUUUGCUAUUGUUGCAGAAAUUGUGCCUUAUUUUUUGAAGUGCUUAUUUCCUGCCUGGUUUCAUCAUUUCCUGCUCAAGGGACAAAUAUCACAUGCAUGUAGUGAUUGCCUGAGAAACAAUGCAUGCAGCGCAAUGGAAUCACUGUCUGUGUAUCACGGGGCCAUCAGCCGAGAGACGUGCGAGAUGCGUCUGUAUGAAGCGGGUAAAGACGGCAGCUAUUUAAUUCGAGACAGUGAGAGUGUUCCCGGCGCAUACUGCCUCUGCGUUCUGUGUAAUGGUUUCGUCUACACAUACCGGCUCCAGAGAGACGCGGAGGGCUCCUGGGCGGCUGAGACAGCACCAGGUCACACUAAACGCUUGUUCCGAAAAGUCAAGAAUUUGAUCAGCGCCUUUGAGAAACCGGACCAGGGCAUCGCCAUUCCGCUCCGCUACCCCGUGACUGUCAAGAAGCCCUGCUAGAAUGACCAUCAGCUGUAAACCUACAUAACAAACUACAAGCAUGUGGACAGUCUCACUGUAUGAUCACACUUUUUUACACAUGUGGAUUACUGUACAUAUCAAAUGAUUUGUAUAUAAGGAAAAACUAAAACCUAAUUUUGUAAAGGUUUUUUUUUUUAUUUUUUUAAUGUGGGCAACUGAGAAAACCUCAUCUAAAUUGUUUUAAUACUGAGAUCAAUGAUAAACAAAUAUGAGUUUUAAUUCUAUUAUCAAACUAUUAACCCUGUCUUAAACAGGUGGUUAUUUAGGUGUAUUUUCACGACUAAACUGACCAAUAAAGGUCUGCAUUAUUUAAUUCUCAUCUCAUCAAGAUGGGAUUUUUAAAGCAUCAUUUUUAUUUGAAACUGAUUAGAUAAAUCAAUAAAUUCUGGUAAUACAUA
Molecule: messenger RNA, 1075 nt
Organism: Cyprinus carpio (common carp)
Lineage: Eukaryota; Metazoa; Chordata; Actinopteri; Cypriniformes; Cyprinidae
Product: SH2 domain-containing protein 1A-like
Source: RefSeq, a predicted model, not a curated record